UAUUAUUAAUGUAAAAUAGAAACUCGAAAAAAUUUAUUUUUUUUUAAAAUAUUUAAAAAAAAAUUUUUUUAUUAAAAAAUAAUAAUUCAAAGUUUCAUUACUCAAAAGUUUUAUAAGAAUUGCAUUUUUAGAAAAAGGAUCGGAUCGGAUCGGGUUUUUUACAGGUAUCGGGCCGAUCCGAUAUUUUUGAAAAACGCAAAAUAUCGGGACCGAUCCGAUCCGAUAUUUAAUAUCGGCACAGCCCUAAUUAAUAUUAAUUAAAUAUUUAUAUAUAUAAAACAUAUAUCUAUAGAGAAAGCAUCCUAAUUAAUCCGUAAAUAUUAAACAAACCAUAGAUAAUAAGAAAAUUAAUUCAGCCACAUCAAGUAAGUUAAAACAAACUAAACUUGACUUUGGUGGAAAAUCAAAUUUUAAAGGUAUCAGCAAAGAUAAAUUUGAUUCACAAAUUAUUAAAUAUAUAAUAAAUGGAAAUCACCCAUAUACAACCUGUGAUGAUGAAGAUUUUGUUGAGCUGAUAAACACCCUGCAACCUAAUAUGAAGAUUAUAUGCAGACAAACCUUAACCUUAAGAAUAUCAAAAUAUUUUGUUCAAAUGAAGGAUAUUCUAAUAGAAAAAUUGUUAGAGCUUAAUUAUGUUUGUACAACAGCUGACUGCUGGACAGCAUUUAAUCGCUCCUAUAUUGGUAUAACAGUACAUUGGAUUGAUGUGGAGAAAUUGGAAAGGCUUUCAGCUAUUCUAGCCUGCCAAAGACUACAAGGUAGGCAUACAUAUGAUGUGAUCAGCAAAGCCUUAACUGCUGUUUUUAAGGAGUUCCAUAUCCAAAAUAAAAAUAUCUGCACAAUAACGGAUAAUGCAAGCAACUUUUCAAAGGCGUUUAGAGUAUUUAGCUGCCCAUCUAAUAUAAUAAAGGAAGAUUCUGUUUCUGAUAUUGAAUGUAUCUCAAUAGAAGAUAUAAUGUCUUCUUCUGGGCUCUCCAGUUAUGAUAUUAUUGACUUCGACUACCUUCCCAGGCAUCGAAGAUGUUCUUGCCACACAUUAAACUUAGUGGCAACACAAGAUGCCAACAAGUUACUUUUAAACAAUGAGGGGUAUAGGAAAGUUUAUAACUUAGCUAUAUCUAAAUGCCAACGUUUGUGGAACCUCCAAAAUAAAUCUGGGCCAUCCGCCGAACUUAUUAAAAAAAAAUUACAUUCUCAAUUCCCAUAUCCCGUUAUAACAAGAUAGGGUUCCUUUUAUAAAUCCCUGGCCAAUAUUAUCGUUUAUAAAUCAAGUGCCUGUGGAAUUUGAUUCAUUAUGUGAUGAAUUAAAAUUGUGUAGAUUCACAUCAGAUGAUCAUGAUUUUAUAAAAGAAUAAUGUAGUGUAAAUUUAAAUUAAUGUCUUAUAAAAAUUUACAAUUUAAAAAUUAGAUUAUGUAAACAGUGUCCAAAGCUAUUGAUAUUCUUGAAGGGGAAAAAUACAUGUAUCUGGGUUAUUAUACCCCAACAAUAACACAAAUACUUAUAUGUAUGGCAGAUGUGCAGGGAUUAAAAAAUUGUCAACCUCUAAAGGAUACUAUAUUAGCUAGUAUUGAUAAAAGGUAACUUAAAUCAAAUAAUUAUUUAUAAAUCAAUAAUAUCAUGUUAUAUAUAGGUUUAAUAAUCUUUAUGAUAAUGACAACAUCAUUGCUGCAAUUCUUCACCCUUUAUUUAAAACUGACUGGCCUUGGAUUAGGCAAGAAAGGAAUAAAGCAAAAAAGGAGGAAAUUUUAAAUUUAAUAAAUACCUUAAUACCUCAAAGUGAAUCCCAGACGAAUGAAUCAUGCUCAAAACCAACAUCACUUGAUGUAGUUGGAUUUUUUGACCUAAAGCGCCAAAAUAUUCUGGAUAAUGAACCUAUAGAAAACUUUAUCAAAUCUAAUAACAACACUUUUUCUUUAUAUAACGAUUUUCCAAAG
Molecule: messenger RNA, 1935 nt
Organism: Gordionus sp. m RMFG-2023
Lineage: Eukaryota; Metazoa; Nematomorpha; Gordioida; Chordodea; Parachordodidae
Exons: 3
Coding region: 536-1225 (229 amino acids)
Source: RefSeq, a predicted model, not a curated record